Molecule: messenger RNA, 3637 nt
Organism: Panonychus citri (citrus red mite)
Lineage: Eukaryota; Metazoa; Arthropoda; Arachnida; Trombidiformes; Tetranychidae
Gene: Hip1
Product: huntingtin-interacting protein 1-like
Exons: 21
Coding region: 266-3136 (956 amino acids)
Biological process (GO): actin filament organization; endocytosis; clathrin coat assembly
Cellular component (GO): actin cortical patch; clathrin-coated vesicle
Molecular function (GO): clathrin-cargo adaptor activity; actin filament binding; phosphatidylinositol-3,4-bisphosphate binding
Source: RefSeq, a predicted model, not a curated record
UGAAUAUUAAUUUACACACCUUUAAAUUGUCAACUUGACUAGUACAAUGAUAAUUUGCUAGUUUCUAAAAUGUUUCAAGUUCCAAAAAAAAAACAACCAAUUCUCUCCCAAUUCAUUGGAUUCUAUUCUAUUCUUAUAUUUUUCUUUUCUCUACUCUUAAUUUUGUAGUGUAUUUGACAAUCAUUUUAUCUUUUCUUUUCUAAUUAUCUUUUGUUUUUCUUUUCUCGUUCUUCUUGGCAUCUUCAUCCAUAUCAUCAUCAUCAUCAUGGUCUCGGAAAUAUUUCUCUCCAUCCAGGAUCAUUCUCAAGCCAAUAGCAUACGAAAAGCCAUCAACAACAAUGAGUGUCCAGUCAAAGAGAAACACGUUCGAAGAAUUAUCAUCGAUUCAUUUCGUGAAAAGGGAUCAGCAUUCUUUUGGAAUUUUGCUGUUAAAUUACCUCUUCAAGAGAAUCCAAUUGUUUGCUGGAAAUUCUGUCAUGUUGUUCAUAAACUGCUCCGUGAAGGACAUCCUAAGGCCAUUAUUGAUGCAUAUCCAAAUCGUCGGAUAGUCGGUGAUCUCGGACGAUUCUGGGGAUCCCUUAAGGAUGGUUAUGGUAAACUGAUACAAAAUUAUUGUGCCCUAAUUGUGUCAAAAAUGGAUUUUCACGUUCGAAAUAUUAAAUUCCCGGGGAGUUUACAGGUCACCGAUGAAGAGCUUGAUGAAAUUGGUGAACGAGAUGUAAAUGUAUUUUUUCAACUUUCAUGUGAAAUGUUUGACUAUUUAGACGAAAUAUUAAGCCUUCAAUCAUCAGUAUUUGGAUCUCUGGAUAUGUCACGAGCCAAUUCAAUGACGAGUGCAGGACAAUGUCGAUUAGCUCCAUUGAUCCCGUGUAUCCAAGAUUCAAGUCAACUUUAUGAUUACUCAGUAAAAGUAUUAUUCAAGUUACAUGGAGCAUUACCACCCGGGACCCUUGAUGGCCACAGAGAUAGAUUUUUAACUCAAUUUAGAUUAUUAAAACAAUUUUACCUUAAUUCAAACAAUUUACAGUAUUUUAGGUAUCUUAUACAAAUACCACUUCUACCAGAGAAUCCACCUAAUUUCCUAUUAGCAUCUGAUUUGAAAAGUCAUGUAACUCCCGUUGUUAUCCUGCCUCAGCAAUCAGAUUCACCUGAUGGAUCUGAAGCAACCGACACAUUAAUUGAUUUAUCAUUUCCAAAUAAUCAGGUUGAUAAAGCUACAAGUGAUGAAAAUUCAUCCGUUUGGUCAUUCAGAUCUGAACCAGUUAAUGGAUCUGUUUCCCAUGAAGCCUUGGAAGCCAAAGAUAAUCUGAUAAUCAAAUUAAAACGUCGAAUAGAAGAGCUAGAAAUGGAAAUACAACAGAUUCGUAUAGAGGAUGGGCGUAUUAUUGAUAAUUUUCGUCGUAAAUUAGCUGAAGUUGAAUGUAAUGUAGUCGAAUCGGAUAGAGCACUGAAAGCAAUUAACAUUGAUAAAGAUAAUCUUUCCAAAGAAAAUGAAGAAUUGAAACAAGAAAUUAUUAAACUUAAAUCAGGAACUGAUAUUCAACAUGAGAAUACCAAAGCUAAUGAAAAAUUAGCCAAAGUUCUUGAUAUAUACAAAAAAUUAAGAGAUGAACAUAUUGAACUAUUGAGAGCGAAAGCUGAAGUUGAUAAAAACUGUAUCAGUACUAAGUCAGCAUUGGAACGUGAACUUAAAGCCAAAGAGAAUUUGGAAGAGCAAUUGAAAGAUUUGAAGCACAAGGUAGAAGAGAAUCAAGUUAAGAGCGAGACGGUGGAAAAAGCAGAAGCCAUUGAAGCUUAUAAUAAGAAGCUACUCACUGAAAUCGCUUUACUUCAGAAGGAGAAACUUCAAACGGAAGGUGAACUGAGCGAUGUUCAGAAACACCUUCUCAUGGUUAAGGCUGAUCUUGAGGACCAAUCACGAAUUUGGGAAUCCAAGUUUAAUGAGCUUAAAUGGCAUCUAUUAGAUCUUUUACUUCAAGAAACUUAUAAUAUUUCAUGUAAACUUAACGAUGAAGCCGAUACAGGACCUUGUUCAGUCACAGUAUUUUCAACUCCUGAAAAUUUUUUCAAUCAAUGUGAUAAUUUGAAGGAUUGGCUUGAAAAACUGUCAACUAUUUCACAAGACUUUACCUGUUCACCCAACAAUUUAGAUGACAUCAGCAGAUUUAUCAUUAAUUACUAUUCCUCACUUUCUCAUACUUUUCAUUGUGGUCGAGUCAUCUAUCAAACUUUGCCAAAUUUUGAUCUAGCCCAAGAGCUUAUGAAUCAUUGUAAAAAUUUGGUCUCCUCUUCAAUCCAAUUGAAUCAAAAGAUGAAAAAUCGUGUUGAUAUAAAAGAUCAAUUAGAAGUAACCAAUUUAUGUGUUAAUCAAAUUAUCGCACUUCGAUCAAAAAUUAUGCCACAAUUAAACCUUAAUCAAAACGCUAAUCUUGAACAAUUGUUGACCCAAGAGUUGAGUGAUAUGGACAAAGCCAUUGAAGAAGCUGUUAGCAAAUUAGAGCAAAUGAUGGUUAAAUCAAAGAAACAAGAUUCAGGUGUAACUCUGGAAGUAAAUGAAAAUAUACUCGACGCUUGUACAACUUUAAUGCAGGCUAUCGUCCGUUUAGUUAAAAAUUCCAAAGAACUUCAAAGAGAAAUCAUUGUCCAAGGAAAAGGAUCUGCAUCACCAUCAGAAUUUUAUCAAAGGAAUCAUCGUUGGACUGAAGGUUUAAUUUCUGCUGCUAAAGUUGUUGCACUUGCAGCUAAAUUAUUAGUUGAAGCUGCUGAUAAAGUUAUCGCUGGAAAAGCUAAAUUUGAAGAGCUGAUGGUUGCAUCAAAUGAGAUCGCUGCAGCUACUGCUCAACUUGUGGUCGCCUCUCGAGUUAAAGCCGAUCGGAAAAGCGUCAAAAUGUCCAAACUAUCUCAAUCCUCGAAAGAAGUUCGUGAAGCAACGGGAAAUGUGGUCGCAAUUGCCAAAAGUUGUGCUGAGAAAAUCGAGGAAACCGAUACUAUGGAUUUCUCCAAAUUGACCUUACACCAAGCAAAGAAAAUGGAAAUGGAAAGUCAAGUGAAACUAUUAGAACUCGAAAGUGAAAUAACUCGAGAACGAAUGAGACUUGCUGGUCUUCGAAAGCGACAUUACCAUUUAGCGAGUUAAUCAAUUAAUUUAGAUCAAAUUUUAUCAUCAAUUUUGUUUUUACGCUGCCCAAUGAUCAGAUUAACUCUACUCGCUUAUCAUCAACAAUUAAGAAUUUCUGAAUAGUCACCAAUCAUCAAAUCUCAUUAUUAAUCAUUUCCAUUUUUCACCAUUGAUUGUUUCACAAUGAAAUUACCAAGGAAGACUCAACACUCGAAACUUUUAAAUCCAAAUCAAUUUUAAUCACCAUUCUUAUUAUUUUAAUUUACUUACAACAGUCUACAGAAUCAAUCCCAAUACUUGUCACUAAAAUUAAUGCGGAGGAGAUUUAUUAAUUGUUUCUUCUUACAAUUUAAUUGCACAAUUUCUAUAAUUUGAUUACAAUUUUGUUCCUAUUCAUCCCAUAAAUUGGAAACAAUCAAUUUAAUCAUGAUAAUCUAUAUUCAUCUCAGAGAUUUAAAAUUUUUAAUAAAAUCUAUUGAUAUUUAUUUACAAUCAUUAAAUGAUUGUUAACUAUGCAAA